This is a messenger RNA of Protopolystoma xenopodis, 225 nucleotides long. Lineage: Eukaryota; Metazoa; Platyhelminthes; Monogenea; Polystomatidea; Polystomatidae. The record is from the annotation of a GenBank genome assembly.
AUGAAAUCUUGCUCUGGUGCUGCCUGUCACAGCGGUACAGACGGAAGGUUAGCACAGUUUCAUCAAGAUCGCGGGAAGAGCUCUUCGAGCACAACCACCAGAGAUGCUGCAACCUAUCGCGGCAAAACUGCUCUUGCAGUCAAUGGUUUUGAACAGUCUCGAAAGAUCAACUUUAAAGGCAAAAUUGGGGAUUCUAACAUUUCACUCAUCUCGAACGGAUUCUAG